AUGGCACUCGGUGAUUCCAUCACGGGAAGCCCUGGCUGCUGGCGUGCCCUCCUCUGGCAACGCCUCCAAGCUGCCUCGAUAACCAACACAGACUUCGUCGGCACCCUCCCGGGCCAAGGAUGCAGCUUCACCUACGACGGCGAGAAUGAGGGCCACGGUGGGUAUCUCUCGACCAACAUUGCCAGCCAGGGCCUGCUCAAGGGGUGGUUGCAGAGCACGAAGCCGGAUGUGGUGAUGGUGCAUCUGGGGACGAAUGAUGUGUGGAAUAAUAAGUCGCCGGAGGAGAUUAUUGGGUCUUUUGAGAGCUUGCUUGGGGAUAUGAGGGAUAACAAUCCUGCGAUGAAGGUGUUGUUCGCCCAAAUCAUCCCCAUGGCGCCCUCCAACUGCCCGCAAUGCGGCUCCCGCGUCGAAGCUCUCAACGCCGCCGUGGCGGAGUGGGUUCCCACGGUUUCGACGGAGGAGAGUCCCGUUUCGGUCGUGGACUGCUGGACCGGUUUCGACACGGCGAAGAUGACGGGGGAUGGUGUGCAUCCUAAUGCGGUUGGCAAUGAGGCGUUGGCGGACAGCUGGUUUGAGCCUUUGGCAGAGGUGAUUCGGAGUUUUGGAUAG
Molecule: messenger RNA, 609 nt
Organism: Scedosporium apiospermum
Lineage: Eukaryota; Fungi; Ascomycota; Sordariomycetes; Microascales; Microascaceae
Exons: 3
Coding region: 1-609 (202 amino acids)
Molecular function (GO): phosphatidylcholine lysophospholipase A1 activity
Source: RefSeq, a predicted model, not a curated record